AUGGCUUCUUCUAAAGAGGCGUCAGAUGAGGCCCCGUCGGUCAAUGAUGCGUCCACGUCGACGGUCAUUCCGGAUGGAGGCCUCCUGGCUUGGCUGCAAGUUGCAGGUUCAUUUUGUCUUUAUUUUUGCACUUGGGGUCUCAUAGCCAGCUUUGGAUCCUUUCAGACCAUUUACGAAAAUGACGAACUUUCAAGCCGCACACCAUUCCAGAUUUCGGUCAUUGGAUCUCUCCAGACCUUUCUCAUGGUGUUUUCAGGUUUCGUGAUGGGACCGAUCUACGAUGCAGGCUACUUUCGUCAUCUUCUCGCCAUGGGAUCUUUCUUCAUCGUCAUCGGUACGGUACUGCAAAGUCUGUGCAAUCGAUACUGGCAGUAUAUUCUCACACAAGGCUUGAUGAUCGGCAUUGGAGCUGGUUGUCUCUCGAUCCUGAGCGUGGCCAUCACCUCGCUCUGGUUCACCACCAAGCUACCUCUUGCCAAUGGAGUCGCCGCGUGUGGAAGCGGCCUGGGCGGUGUCUUGCUGCCAAUCAUGGUUCGGGAGAUUCACGCGCGAACCACUCUGCCAUGGGCUGUGCGCGCAGUUGCUUUGCUUCUCCUCGUCAUGCUGGGUUUCGCGAAUAUCGUUCUUCGACCCAGAGGCGCUGCCAAAGAGCCACGUCAGCGACGUUCACUUGUUGAUAGAACCGCCUUUACUGACUGGCCAUAUCUACUCUUCGUAGCUGGAUGCUUCUCAGUAUUCCUCGGCAUGUACACACCUUUUGUCUACAUCCAACCCUACGCCCUCGGCCAGGAUAUUGUGUCACCCAAGCUAGCUCUGUACCUGCUCGCCAUUCUCAACAGCAGUUCGAUCUUUGGGCGCAUUUUCCCCGCUCUCCUUGCUCAAAGAAUCGGUCCAAUGAACAUGAUCAUUGCAACGGCAGUGGCCUUGGGCAUCACCAGCUUAUGCCUCAUGUCGGCCACCUCUCUCCCUCGGCUCCUCGUCACCGUCCUUGUUCACGGCUUCUUCACGGGGUCGUUCUUCGCUUUGCAGCCAACCAUCUUUGUGAGGUUGGCGAGUGAUCCCAGGAUGAUUGGAACGAGGUUUGGCAUGGCGUUUUCUGUCAUGUCCUUCGCGCUGUUGUUUGGGCCACCUGUUGCCGGAGCAUUGCGCAGGGCGAAAGGGUACAACGGUGCUUGGAUAUGGGCGGGUUUGACCAUCUUGGUCGGAGGAGGCCUGAUCUUGACGAGCCGACUUUUCAAGGGAAGGGGGGCCUUGAGGAUAUAG
Molecule: messenger RNA, 1263 nt
Organism: Fusarium keratoplasticum
Lineage: Eukaryota; Fungi; Ascomycota; Sordariomycetes; Hypocreales; Nectriaceae
Product: MFS domain-containing protein
Exons: 3
Coding region: 1-1263 (420 amino acids)
Biological process (GO): transmembrane transport
Cellular component (GO): fungal-type vacuole membrane
Molecular function (GO): transmembrane transporter activity
Source: RefSeq, a predicted model, not a curated record